Neomonachus schauinslandi (Hawaiian monk seal) is the source of this 2687-nucleotide messenger RNA. RefSeq names its product AKT1 substrate 1 (gene AKT1S1). NCBI's taxonomy places the organism in Eukaryota, Metazoa, Chordata, Mammalia, Carnivora, Phocidae. The coding region runs from base 914 to 1759 and encodes 281 amino acids. The record is from RefSeq and is a predicted model, not a curated record. Gene Ontology annotation, biological process: neurotrophin TRK receptor signaling pathway; negative regulation of TOR signaling; negative regulation of protein kinase activity. Gene Ontology annotation, cellular component: cytoplasm. The transcript is spliced from 5 exons.
AGACAGAGGUACAAUUGUCAUAAGCUCAAGGGACAGUGAGCUAUAAUGGAGGUAGCCCAGGGCAUUGUGGGUCUAGGGAAGGCAUCUGAUCCACCCUGGAGGCUCAAGGACGACUUCCAGAGGAACUGGCAGAACAGUCUUGUAGGAAGUACAAAGCUUCAUGGAUGGAGUCAGGCGCAGAGAACAGUUUGUACCCAUUUUCUGCCUGCCACCCUGCGGGGCAAGGCUGGUGGCUCAGAGAUGAAUCCUACAGGCUCACCCUCAGGCGGCUCCGCAGUGGCUGGGGAGACAGAGAUGGAUCCAGACAGUCCUCCCCAGAGAGCCCUGUGCUAGAAUGGGGGGAUUCUCAGACACUGUUGUAGUCCGAAGAGGGGGGACUGACCCGAUCUGGGGUGAGGAAAAGCUCCUUCCACACUAGGGUGAGAGAAAGAUUGACAAGUAACUAGAUGACACGUGAUCUUGACUGAAGGCCUCAGGCCUCAGAAGUUUGGAAGACUGUGAGGCUGAGGGGCCAUGACCUUGUCCUGGGGAUACUAGGGAGGGGCAAGGUCGGGUGCAGUGUAGAAGGAUCCCCAAGGGGCAGCGCACUGCCCAAACUGGAGGCUAAGAGGUUCAGGAAGAGGCAGGCAUGAUGGUCCAGCAGAAAAAGAAUGCUGGCCAUGCAAAUCAUUUCAAAUCUCCUAGAAGCCACAUUAAAAAAGUAAAAGGAAAACAGAUGAAAUUCAUUUCCGCCAUAUAUUUUAUUUAGCCAUUAUAUCUGAAAUGUCAUUUCUUCGACGCGUAGUCAACAGACUGCUAGGGAGACCUCUGACAUCCAACUUCUUUGUACUAAGUCUUCAAACACCAGUGUGGAUUUCAUACUCACGGCACCUCUCACCUUGGACCCGCCACAUCUCACGUGCUCCUUAGUCACAUGCGGCUGGUGGUUCCCAUAUUGGACAAGGCAGGGCCAAGAGGAGGGACCGGGGCUGUUGGGACAAGGGCGUGGAUGGCGUCGGGGCGCCCCGAGGAGCUGUGGGAGGCGGUGGUGGGGGCCGCUGAGCGCUUCCGGGCCCGGACAGGCACGGAGCUGGUGCUGCUGACUGCCGCACCGCCCCCCCCACCCCGCCCGGGCCCCUGUGCCUAUGCAGCCCACGGCCGUGGGGCCCUGGCCGAGGCUGCCCGCCGCUGCCUCCACGACAUCGCCCUGGCCCACAGGGCUGCCGCCGCCGCCCGGCCCCCCGUGCCCCCACCAGCACCACAGCCACCCAGCCCUGAGCGGAGCCCACCUCGGCCUACCCUGCCCAGGGAGGAGGACGAGGAAGAUGAGGACGAGCCAACAGAGACUGAGACCUCUGGGGAGCGGCUGGGUGUCAGCGAUAAUGGAGGGCUCUUUGUGAUGGACGAGGAUGCCACACUCCAGGACCUGCCCCCCUUCUGUGAGUCGGACCCUGAGAGCACAGACGAUGGCAGCCUGAGCGAGGAGACCCCUGCUGGCCCCCCAGCCUACUCAGUGCCCCCAGCCUCAGCCCUGCCCACACAGCAGUAUGCCAAGUCCCUGCCCGUGUCCGUGCCCGUCUGGGCCUUCAAGGAGAAGAGGACAGAAGCACGGUCAUCGGAUGAGGAGAAUGGGCCGCCCUCUUCGCCGGACCUGGACCGCAUCGCGGCGAGCAUGCGCGCGCUGGUGCUGCGGGAGGCCGAGGACACCCAGGUCUUCGGGGACCUGCCGCGGCCACGGCUCAACACCAGCGACUUCCAGAAGCUGAAGCGGAAAUACUGAGGCCCAGGGAGAGCGCUUCCCGGCCCAGCGUCCGCCCCGCCCCACACUGCACGCCUGCCCCGCCCGCCGGGGCGGGCCAAUCCGAGUCAGACCCGGGACCGGCCUCUCAGGUCCCCGGGGCCCCAGGAUUGCCCCCUCCCUGCCAAUUCCCGCCGUCCUUCCAGCCCACGACCCCCUCACGCGCUGAGGAGCGGGACCUAUCUCGUUUCCCGAUUGGGUCUGUCGCCGCUUUCUUUGCCCGGCGACAGGUUCUUUCGAUUAAGGGAUUGGCUCGCUCCCAGAUCGGGGCGUAGCUAGUUUAAAGCCCUCACGGGGGUCAACUGUCGUUUUUUUGCCUAGCGACAAGGGCUUUGCUCGCGCGGCAUUGGUUGAAAGAGAACAGCCAGGCCACAGGAUUGGGUAGUGGCAAGCCUGUUCGGCCUAGAGAAUGGGCAACUCCUUCAUUUGAUUGGCUUGAACCCAAAGGGCUUGACCAAUAGCCCGGGAGUCGCCAUCCCAUCCUUCCUGGGUUGUCCCGCCUGAUUGGCUCCAGUCUCCUGAGGGCGUGGCCAAACCUUCCUCUGUGCCCAGGAUUGGCCUGCGGCCUUAAAUUUACGUUCUUUACACUACAGGGACUGGGGUCGUUUUUGACCAAGUCCUGACUACGUGCCCCUCUGCCCCCUCCCAGGGACGGCCCCAUCCUGUCCCUGCGUCUUCACACCCUCUCAUUGGUUCCAUCCCACAACAGCCUGCCAAUCGUAGUCCGUCCUUGCAGCCAGGACGGCACCAGCUCCCGCCCCUCUCCCCUCACCCCCACAGGUGCCUUAAAGGGCCCUCGUCCACCCAAGGUGGGGGGCAGGGGCCCUCGCUCUCCGGCCCUUGUGUGGGGGAGAGAGUCGUGGGUGGGGAUCGGGAGUUGGGAGGGGUGGUCUGAGAUUAAAGAGUUUUA